GCUCUGAGCUAACUCUUGUGUGCUUACAUACUGAGUUCUGAGUUGAGACAUCUAACAGUUUGUCCACUGUCUGUCCCCAUGGAAGAUGUUCAACAGAAACACAAGGAGACUCUGCGGGCACAAACUGAAACACUGAGAGUGAACACGAUCCUGAUGAGGGAGAAGGUGAAGGUUUUCCAGCUGGUUGAUCGAUACGCUGAGCUCACGGUCAUUUCUACUGUUCGAGAUCGGAGACUGGUGGAACAUGAGCUGCUGGCAAGAGGCAGAGACCACGAGGAGUGGAGACGAAAACAUCUCAGUGGACUCCUGGAAAAACUUCAGAUGGAUCAGCUGUUUCAGAGCAGCUUUUCGCGAAGUAAAUCCAAAUCUGGGAGUUCGGCAGCAGUGGCCGGAGUCCCGGGGAUUGGGAAAACAACAAUGGUACAAAAUAUUGUUUAUGACUGGGCCACAGGGAAAAUAUACCAACAAUUCCAGUUUGUCUUCAGUUUCAAAUUCCGGGAUUUAAACACCAUUAACUGCAGAAUAAAUCUGAAGGAACUGAUACUCGAUCGGUAUCCUUACUUUGGGAAUAUCUUGAGAGAGGUCUGGAAGAAUCCAAAGGGAUUGCUGUUUAUAUUUGAUGGUUUGGAUGAAUUCAAUGACACAAUUGAUUUUGCUGACAGUCCUAGAGAUACAGACCUUCAGUCCACAUGCACAGAUCCUGAAUUCAAGUGCAAGGUGUCUGACAUUGUGUACAGUUUAAUCCAGGGCAAGCUGCUCCCAGGGUGUUCAGUGCUGGUGACCACUCGCCCCACUGCGUUACAUUUAUUGGAAAAGGCGAAUAUCAGUGUCCGGGCUGAAAUCCUGGGAUUUGUUGGUGAGGAACGGAAGGAAUAUUUCAUCAGACAUUUUGAAGAUCAGACGGUGGCGGAAGCUGUUUUCAAUUAUGUGAAGGAGAACGAGAUCCUGUACACCAUGAGCUACAACCCCUCCUACUGCUGGAUCCUCGCUCUGGCACUGGGCCCCUUCUUCACACAAAGAGUCAGGGACCCACAGCGAGUUCCCAAGACCAUCACCCAACUGUACUCCUACUAUAUUUACAACAUCCUGAAAAACCACGGCCGUGAGAUUGAGAACCCCCGUGAUGUGUUACUCAGGGUUGGUCAGAUGGCCUUCAGAGGAGUGUCCGAGAGGAAGAUUGUGUUUACAGAUGGAGAUUUGAUCAAGUACAAUCUGCAGCCUUCCCAAUUCCUGUCUGGAUUCCUGAUGGAGCUUUUGGAGACAGAGGAUUCUGCCCGGAGUGUGGUGUACACAUUCCCACACCUCACCAUUCAAGAGUUUGUAGCUGCAGUCGCACAAUUCCAGAAACCACAUCCCGGGGAUAUCCUUAAAUUCCUCACUGAAGUCCACAGCACGACAGAUGGGCGAUUUGAGGUUUUUCUCCGUUUUGUUGCUGGUCUCUCCUCCCCAAUGACAGCUCGGGGCCUGGAGGAGUUUCUGGGUCCAUUUCCUCAUCAAACGACCUGCCGGGUGAUUGACUGGGUGAACGAGGAGAUUAAACGCCAGAGUGGAAACACAUGGAGUGAAGCUGGUAAAAGGAGCCUCCUGAACACAUUGCACUACCUGUUUGAGUCUCAGAAUCGUGGACUGGCUCAGGCCGCACUGGGAUCUGUGGAAACACUUUCAUUCAGUGAAAUGACACUGACCCCGAUUGACUGCGCGGUCCUGUCUCAUGUCUUCGGACUCUGUGAUACAAUAAAACAGCUCGACCUGGAGAUCUGCCACAUUAAGUAUGAGGGAAUACAGCGGCUGGGACCUGGGUUGCACAAGUGCCAGGAGUUGAGACUAGGUGGUAAUAAACUGGGAGAUUCAGGAGUGAAACUGGUGUCUGCGGCUCUGAGGAACCCGGAGUGUAAAAUACAGAAACUGUGGCUGAGGGAUGUUGGUCUCAUGGACUCUGGUGCCGAGGAUUUCGCCUCCGCUCUCAGUACAAACACAUCACUGACGGAGCUGAACCUGGGUGGUAAUCAACUGGGAGAUUCAGGAGUGAAACUGGUGUCUGUGGCUCUGACGAACCCGGAGUGUAAAAUACAGAAACUGUGGCUGGAGUUUGUCGAUCUCACAGAUUCUGGUGCUGAAGAUCUCGCCUCCGCUCUCAGUACAAACCCAUCACUGAAGGAGCUGGACUUGGGAUUCAACUUGCUGACAGACCGAUCUGUCCCCGCUCUCCGCCGCCUCAUACUGACCCUCCCGAAUCUGGAGCAGAUUGUGCUGUGGUGGAAUCGGUUCAGUGAGACCGGGAGGAAGGAAGCGGGAUCUCUGCGGAGAGUCAGACCCAGACUGAGAGUGUAUCUGUGAACAGCUGGAAGUGUGAACAUCACCACCCGGGGCUUAGGUACACUUUGGCCGAUUCCCUGCCCUCUAACUCCCCCCUCCAAUUUAACACCCGCCCUCCCCUUUAACUCCUGCCAUUACCUAUAAUGACUGCGCGCCGGGGUAAUUCCCAACUGUUUUAACGGAACCAGCUCCAGUCUUGCGCUCGGUUACAUCGGAUGCGGUCCCGCAGUGACGUAUUUCCGCCUGUUGUCCUGCAGCACAGCUUCCGCUGGAUAUGCAGGUUUGUGACUCCCUCUCGUGAGACCCCGGGGAAUUACACAGACAGGAAGGGCCCAGGGGCAGGGGCUCAGUCUGGGACACCAGUGUCCCGGGGUGGGAUUAUCCCAGGAGAGAAACCUUUUGCUCCCUUUGCUGAAGACAGUGCAUUCUGCAGCCUGGCCGAUAUAAUGAUGUUAAAUUGACAAAUCCCUCAGGAGUGACCCUGGAUCUGUAGCGAUCUCGGUCACUGUCCUGAAGUGUGAUUUUAUAAACAUCGGUUCCCCGAUGCAGAGUGACGGUGAGAAAUGGGACUGAUUAUUCAAACUGUCACUUGUUGCCACUGGUCGGUUAAUUGUGUGACUGUGAGUGAGUCAGGAGCAGCUUAUUUAUACCCGCACGUCAGCAGCUCACACAUCGUUUAAUUUACAUUUGUCAUGAUCAAACCAAUAAACCGCUGUAACUUCCUGUCCUGGUGCCGGACUCGAGUUUUAUUUGAGGUUUCUGCUGCCCCCCGCACCCUGUGCACCGCAACAGUGGGUCGGAGCUCAUGCUGACACAGUAGCGUCUCAGCACCAGGCUGAGGGAGGUCAGACUAGCAGAGUCUGGUUGCCCUGGAACUCAUCUCUACCCAGCCUCCUUCCUGGUUAACUGACCCCCGCCUGCCCCCCGCAGACAGAUAAAAUCAACUUGAGUCCACUGAGGUCCUGAGUAUGAGAGGGAUGUGGGAUGGAAUAUUGGCGUCAGACACAGAGGUUUUCUACCUCCUCACCAUCCAAUCACACACUCCUGGGGUCAGGCACAGAGUGUAGUUCCCUCUGCAUCAUCCUAUUACACACUCACGAGGUCAGACACAAAGUGAAGAUCCCUCCGCACUGUCCCAUCACAAACUCCUGGAGUCAGACACGAAAAAAAGUGUGAGAUAUAUCAACUGAGUUCUCGAGUUGAAUCAGAUUACAAAGGAGACUCUCACUGUGUUCACCUUGGAACUGCAGCACAGGGAACCACACACACUCACACACACGAUGAAUAUAUGUAGAAGUGGGCACAGAGACGAGGAGUAAUGCAGUGUUCACAGACUAGGAGAGGGUGGGAGGGUGCACAAACGGGCAGGGGAGUACAAAUGGGAAUCAUAACCAUAGCGGUUAACAAUCACAUUUGACCUCUCGGGUCAUGAAGUCACCCAGGAUGAAAUUGAAGUUGAGGAUAAUUUUGCAAAACGUGACUCCACCCCUUCCCGUCCUCUAACACGGUCCGCACUCCUCACAGGACCCUGUCCCUUCCUGUCCACUCACAUGGACCGCGAUCCCAAUCAAAUGCCAAUCUUUCCCAUUCACUCCACCCAUCCGCAUUCCUAACGGGACGUACCCCUACCCAGUCGCUUGCAUCGUCCAAACGCCCAACGGAUCCCACCCCUUUCCCUCCCAGUGGGCUCCGCCCUUUCCCAUUAACUCCCACCGUUUGCCUGCCAACCGGAUGACACCUUCUCAUUUACCCCCACCGUCUGCACUGUUUCCCAUUCACUCCUACCGUCUGAAGGUUCCAACUGGAUGCCACCCCUUCCCGUUCACUCCAAAUGGGACCCAGCUCUUCCCUUUCACUCCCACCUUCCAGUUCAUUUCCAACGGGUCUGUGAACCUGGUAAUUGGCCGCGACGCCCAAAUUCCAUGUUUGACAGAACUCAGGGCUGUGUUUAGGGAAUUUCACGAAAACGCCGAUGGUUCAUUAGUUACAAGGAAAGUCGAGGGUCAUGAGGAUAUUGACGACUUUGUACAAAUGACGAUGUUCUAAAUUCUGGCAGAGACGGUGGAUAUGAUCAGACUGAAGGAACUUCGGCAUGCCUUCCUGAAAAUGGCGGGGGUGGGGGUGGGGUGCGUGUGAGAGAGUUUUAUGGUUUCCGUUUCCCCACACCGGGAGAUUCAUUGCGCCCGGUUCCCCGUGUUCACAGAGCACACAGGAAAUUACACAGGGUACGGUUCCCGGUCUCCAAAACCCAAACUGGGAAUUUUGCCAGAGACGGUUCCCGAUCUCAGUCUCUACACCAAGAGUAUUACCGCGCACGGUGUUGGGUCUCUGUAUCGUCACCGGGAAUAUUACCACACGUUUCCUGGUGUCUGUAUCCUCCUCUCUCCACGACACUCGGAGUGAUGUCGCACAGGAUCCGAGAUAAGGAUGUCGGAUCGGUCUCUGUUGUUGGUGAUAUAUUUAUUAUUUGUGAUACACAGUCCGCGCAAUCGAGUGGAGGGUGGUCGAGAGUGUCUGUCCUGCGAGGGUUUCCUGAUUGAAAAUGGUGAAUAGGGAGGGAACGACAGAAGGAUUUAGAAUGGUCACUGGGGAGGGAGUGAAAGGUUGACUGAAAGUGGUCUGGGGGGGGAAGUGAUGGGCUGAGUGACAAUGGGCCCAUGGAGCGAUGGGCGGAAUUAAGAUGGCCAUGGUCACCUUGUUUCUCAGGGCCGGCAGAGAAGGAGUGACACACUGACAAGACGGUGGGAGUGCCAGGCAGAUGUAAAAUGACCGACAGGGUGGGGAUGACACGCUGAGUGAAAAUUAUCAACAGGGAGGGAGUUACUUUUGAUAAUUAAAAAUAGGAUUCUGGAUUAAAGCCAGACUAUAAAUCAUAACUAGGGAGAGAGUGACGCGCGGACAUAACGCUGUCACCAGGGAGGGGGUGACUCGCACAUUGAAAAUAAUCAGCAGGGAGGGAGGGAUACUCUGAGAGAAAAUGGACACCAGGAGUUGACAAAUUAGAGGGAGUGGCGGCCCGACCUGAAGUAGUCCCUGAGUCCUUGGUUACAAUGGCCGACGGGGAGAGAGUGAUGGACAGACUUCAAAUGACCAACAGGAGGGAGAGACGCACCGGGUAAAAUGGCCGAAAUGGAGAGAGUGGCGCAUUGGGAAGAGAGAAGGGAUAAUGGGUCGAUGUAAAAUGAUCUAAUGGGACAGAAUGACGAACUGACAUAAAAUAGCCGCCGCUUCGCUUAAACUGUCUGACGGGGCAGUUUAGGGUUUGUGAUACCUUGUUUAACAUGAGCGCCAGGAAGGCAGGGGCUGACACUCUGAUUGAAAACGGCUGUCACCAUCGUUUAUUCUGUUGAGACAAAGGCAGAGACCCCGUUCCGGAAGGUUGAAACGGAACCAAGGAGGAAGCGACGCCUUGGUUAAAGUGAGCGGCAGAGAAGGAGUGAAGGACACGUUGACCUCAAAUGGCCGACGCUUCACUUGAAAUGGCCGCUGGGGAGGGAGUGGCGGCUUUGGUAGAAGUGAGCACGAGGGUCGCGCUGAUUUAAAAUGGGCGAAUGCUUGGUUGAUGUGGCCGCCAGGGAUGGAGUGAGACACUGACUUACAAUGGCCACUGUCACACUCAGAAUCUAUGGCGAAGGAACAUGGAUGCAAUCCCGGGAUCGCGUGUAUUAUUGAUUGUAAUAACAGUAUUUUAAUUUGUGUUUUCUAUCGUCUUGGGUAUUGUAUAUAUGUUUUAAUUCUAAUGAUUUUGUCAUUGAAUAAACAUGUAUAUAUCUCA
This is a messenger RNA of Hypanus sabinus (Atlantic stingray), 6091 nucleotides long. Its product is annotated as NACHT, LRR and PYD domains-containing protein 3-like. NCBI's taxonomy places the organism in Eukaryota, Metazoa, Chordata, Chondrichthyes, Myliobatiformes, Dasyatidae. The transcript is spliced from 5 exons. The record is from RefSeq and is a predicted model, not a curated record. Gene Ontology annotation, molecular function: protein binding. Gene Ontology annotation, cellular component: cytoplasm. The coding region runs from base 79 to 2337 and encodes 752 amino acids.